Messenger RNA from Lolium perenne, 910 nucleotides. Its product is annotated as cleavage stimulating factor 64-like. Gene Ontology annotation, cellular component: mRNA cleavage and polyadenylation specificity factor complex. The record is from RefSeq and is a predicted model, not a curated record. NCBI's taxonomy places the organism in Eukaryota, Viridiplantae, Streptophyta, Magnoliopsida, Poales, Poaceae. Gene Ontology annotation, molecular function: mRNA binding.
CGCACCCACCUUCGAGGCUUCGACGUACUCAACCAUGGACGACGCCGCCGUGGCCACGGCCUCCGCCAACUGCCGCUGCAGCCGCAUGGUCUACGUCGGCAACAUCGCCUUCAACGCCACCGAGGAGGAGGCCCGCGACGCCUGCGAGCUGAUCGGCGCCGUCCUCUCCAUGCGCCUCGCCACCGACGCCGCCACCGGCAAGCGCAAGGGCUACGCCUUCGUGGAGUACGCCGACGACGCGACGGCGCAGAGCGCCUGCCGCAACCUGCAGGGCCACCUCCUCCGCGGCCGGCCGCUGCGGGUGGGUCUCGCCGACAGCGACCGGGCGCGCCGGCGCAAGGCAGAGCACGAGCCGGUCGGGCUGGAGGACGCCAUCCACGCCGCAUCACUCGUCUCCGGGCGCCCGCCUGCGCCCUCCAUCACGCGGCUGCUGGCGACCGCGAGCAGGCACCAUCUGCGAGAGACGUUCGAGAGCAUGGGUGCUGAGGCCUGCAAGGCUCUCAAGGAGCAGGUCCCUGGGCUGGCGGAGGCGAUGGAGCAGGUGCAGCAUCUGCUCGACAUGGCGGCCGCGGAUGACGCCGCCGAGGAGGCAAGGAGGAAGAAGCGGGCGGCGAGCGCCGCUGAAGAGUCUGAUGAUCAGCGCGCGAAGCUGAGGAAGGUGGAAGAUGGCGGGAAGGCUGCGGUCCGCCCAAUACUACCCUGCUUCUGACGACCAUGCGGAGGAACCAGAAAGUGCAUGAUCACCAUCGAUCUGUAGUUGCCCUAAAUCGUGUUCUUUGUUGUUCUUUCCUUACUAGUUCUUGAACUGAUAGAUCAGGCGAAACAAGCCUCUUGUACUACUGUAUAUCUCGUAUGAAAAUGAAAAAUUCCUGUUGUUCUUUCAUUUUCAGUUAUUUCUAUGUUAGAUUCU